Messenger RNA from Daldinia caldariorum, 1567 nucleotides. RefSeq lists its product as uncharacterized. Lineage: Eukaryota; Fungi; Ascomycota; Sordariomycetes; Xylariales; Hypoxylaceae. The record is from RefSeq and is a predicted model, not a curated record. The transcript is spliced from 4 exons. Bases 438 to 1166 code for a protein of 242 amino acids.
AAAGGCUCAGAAUCGCACAAACCCCCCCCCCCCCACCGCCUGCCGCCCGUCGCCUAUCCGGCACCCGGGCUUCGUUCCUUCCCUGUUUCCGUUCCCUUGUGAAAAUCCCUGGUCCUUGAUGAGGUCGUACGGUUUAAGUUAGGAAAGGUCCGACCCGAUUUGUUCUUUACUAUUGUUCCCGCGAUUAUUCAAAUCCCGUCAACCGUCAAAUCCAAUUGCGAUUUCAUCCAAUCUAUCAUUUUAUCUCACUUUAUCAAUCAAAAGCACAUUACACCAAAAACAACUUACACAACAUAACCUCCUACCUUUUUUCUCCUUACUUUUUCUACUUUUUAAAAUUUUCAAAGUCCGCUCAAUGCGUCUUGACUGAAUAGCCUGGAAUUAAAAUUUAAUUACUAUCGCCUCUUUAUUUAAUAGCGCAACGUUGAUCCCCGACAAUGCCAAUAAUGCCAAUUCGCAACCCUUUCUCGAGACGUCCCGGCGCGCUCAACCUGGAUAUACAGGAUGAGAACGUCCGACCCGGUGUAUACUCUCCGCAAUCCGGUUUUGAGAAGGUCGACAUAAUUGGCUCUAAAGCGUCAUCUUCUCUGAGCAUCCGGAGCACGAAGAGUCGGGACACCGGAGAUUACAAGAUGAGCGUGGUGAACGAUAGCGGGGUCUAUCUCCCGCCUUCGCCAACCGAAGACAAAGCCCUCUGGCCGAGACGUUCGGCCGCAUCUCGAACAUCCAUGGAUACUCGCAGCAGCUUUGGCGACAUCGAACAUUUCUCUAUUUCUCGCGAAUCUUUCGAUUCUUACCGUCGAUCCUUUGAUAUCUCUGCUAGGUCGCCAGUCAUAAUCCGCGACCAACCGCGCCAGAGCCUUGAUUCCGCUCGAUUCCCUCAAUCACCAAGAAUAUCUAUCAGAAACCGCCCCUGGGACCCUCCAACGGCCGAAGAAGGUUUCGAAGACGUCGGGUUAAACGAUGACCAGAAGCAGCAGCCGAAGAAGAGGGGGUUCUUUUCUAAGUUUUCAGAGUCGCAAGAAUCCCCGGCGCAUACACAGGGACUAGGAAUGUCUCGGUUUAUUCCGGGGCGCAAAAGAGCGCAAAGCGGUCAAGGUGCAGAAUUGGGCAACAUCGAACGACCCAAGUCCCCGCAGUCCAUUGUCGAGCAAGAGAUGCAGUAAUUAUUUCCUUAUGAAUGAAUGAGUUCAACACAAGAUGCAUAUAUUUACGGCGUUAAGAUGGUAUAGGAAAGGGCAUCAUGAUAUCUGAGUGGUCGCUUGCCCCCCCUUGUUCAAUGAUUUCAGGUUUAGUCGCUCGCUUCCGCCAUACGGGGCUUUAUGGGGUGGUCAGGAGCAAGAGGCAGAUCAAACAGUUGCAGCCGGAAACCGGCCAUGAGGGAGAAGACGGGUAAUGAGUUAACAAUGGUAAUGGUAUUGUAUUUUAUACAACUGAUAUAGAGAAUAAGAUAUUAGCUCGUAAUGGCCUAAAUACGAUAUAAUUUCUCGCCUCGAAUCGGGUAUCGUAUUUUUAUUUAUCUUUUUAUUUUACUUUUAGACGUGAACCUUCCUAAGCUUAAAACUGC